AUGAGGAAGUCGUCGGCGAGCAAGGCUUCCGCUGGGAAGUCCGAUACUAAAUCUGGGGCAGUGAAAGCGAUCGAUCAGCGAUGUGAUUCUACAGAGGACAUCGAUGCGGGCGAGGUUAUGUAUGGCGAAAUUUGUACCCUGAAUGGUUCCAGAGCGGCGAAGUUGUGGCUGACCCUGGUGCUGAACGGUGUUCCGAUCCGGUUCGAGAUCGACACUGGCAGCCCCGUGAGCAUCAUCAGCGCGCAGCUUUUCCAACAGUACUUCAAGGAAUGCCAACUUCGCAAGUGUUCUUUGAAUCUCGUUAGCUACUGCGAUACCAACAUUCGUGUAUUGGGAGUCCUGGAAGUGACCGUCGAUUGCCGUGGGGUGCGAGCCACAUUGCCGUUGUACGUGGUGGAUUCUUCGAAGCAUCCGCUACUCGGAAGAGAGUGGCUCAAAGUGCUGAACGUCAACUGGAACGCGAUCCUGAAGAAGGAAGCUGCAGUGAACGUCAUUGACCAGCCGGUCGGUUCCCGCGAUACUGCUGAGCAGCUGAAGCAGAUUUUUGCGAAGUAUGCGUCGGUCUUCGAGGAUUCUAUGGGGAAAAUUGCAGCCGUUCAAGCGAAGCUGAACUUGAAGCCGAAUGCCCAACCUGUAUUUCUGAAAGCCAGGAAGGUCCCGUUCAACUUGCGAGCCACAGUGGACAAGGAGCUGGACAAACUGGAAUCCGAAGGUGUGCUUACGAAGGUGAGCCACAGUAACUGGGCCACGCCGAUCGUGCCAGUGAAGAAAGCUGAUAACCGUGUUCGAAUUUGCGGGGAUUAUAAGCAAACAGUGAAUCCUCAACUGAAGGUUGAUCAGCACCCCCUGCCAACGAUAGAUGAGUUGUUUGCGUCACUGGCGGGUGGUCAGAAGUUCACUAAAAUUGACCUUGUGCAGGCAUAUCUCCAGAUGGAGGUUGCGGAGGAGGAUCGAGAGAUGCUAACGUUAUCUACACACCGUGGGCUCUACCGUCCGAACCGUUUGAUGUACGGUGUAGCAUCUGCUCCGGCGAUUUGGCAGCGCCAAAUUGAAACGAUCCUGCAAGGCAUUGAAGGUGUCACUGUCUUCCUCGAUGACAUCAAGGUCACCGGGCCUACCGAUGCGAUCCAUUUGCAAAGGCUCGAAGAGGUCAUGCGCAGGUUGAGCUACUACGGCAUACGCGUCAACCGGAAGAAAUGCGAGUUUUUCACCGACCAGAUUGAGUACUGUGGAUAUCAAAUUGAUCAUGAAGGAAUACACAAGGUCCAGCAGAAAGUUGAUGCGAUUGUCAACAUGCCGCGUCCGAAGAACAAGGAUGAAGUACGCUCCCUUGUUGGACUCGUCAACUACUACGGCCGCUUCUACGAGAACCUCAGCACAGUGCUGUACCCGCUGAAUAACCUUUUGAAGAACGAAGUCCCAUUCGUCUGGACCAAAGACUGCGAGAAGUCGUUCCGGACCGUGAAGGAACAAAUGCAGAAGGAAAACUGUCUUGUGCACUAUUCGCCUGACUUGCCACUAGUGUUGGCCACCGACGCGUCUCCCUAUGGCGUGGGGGCUGUUCUGAGCCAUGUUUUCCCGGACGGCACCGAGCGCCCCAUACAGUUUGCUUCACAAACUUUGAAUCGUACCCAGCAACGGUACAUGCAGGUGGACAAGGAGGCCUACGCUAUCGUGUUCGGAGUGAGGAAGUUCUUCCAAUACCUCUACGGUCGGAAAUUCGUCUUGAUAACCGACAACCAGGCGAUUUCGAAGAUAUUCAACGAAAACAAGGGUCUACCAGUGAUGUCUGCACUUCGUAUGCAGCAUUACGCUACAUAUUUGCAAUCCUUCGACUUUCAGAUACGCUUCCGAAAGUCGGCGGAUCAUGCGAAUGCGGAUGCCCUUUCCCGAAUGCCGCUGCAAACCACGGAUCCUGAGAACGUGAUUGAGGAGUGCGACGUAGUGGAGAUCAACCAAAUAGAGACUUUGCCGUUAACCGCGGCGGAGCUUGCUGAGGCAACAGCUGCGGAUAAGUCUGUGACCAUGCUGAUCCAGGGACUCAAGCACGGACAGAGCGUCGACGGAAAGCACCGAUUCGGAAUCGAUCAAGCAGAGUUCUCGCUACAAAAAGGAUGUCUUCUACGUGGUAUUCGUGUCUACGUCCCAGCAGUGUUUCGCAAGCGAGUGCUAGCAGAGCUGCAUGCCACACACUUCGGCUCAUCCAGAACAAAGUCGCUUGCCAGGGGAUACUGUUGGUGGAACGGUAUGGACAAGGAGAUAGAGGAGAUGAUUGCCAGCUGCGCUGAAUGUCAGUCAGUUCGGCCGAUGCCCGAAAAAGUUCAGCCUCAUCAUUGGGAACCUGCGACAGAGCCGUUCCAACGCGUCCAUGCGGACUUCGCCGGUCCGUAUCUGGACUGCUAUUUCUUCAUCCUGAUUGAUGCCUACACAAAGUGGCCAGAAAUCAGAGUCUGCCGAUCCAUCACCGCAGAAAAUACAGAAAGCAUAUGUCGCGACAUAUUCAGCACAUUCGGCAUUCCCGCAGUAUUUGUCAGCGACCAUGGAGUGCAGUUCACAGCAACAUCAUUCCAGACAUUCCUGAAACAGAAUGGCAUCGUACACAAGAUGGGAGCUCCAUAUCAUCCCGCCACAAACGGACAGGCGGAACGCUAUGUUCAAACAUUCAAGCAAAAACUCAAGGCCCUCCAGUGUCCGAAAUCCCAGCUGAACGUAGAGUUGUCGAAGAUCCUGUUGACGUACCGCAAAACCAUACAUCCAGUGACCGGUCAGUCGCCAUCCAUGAUGAUGUUUGGCCGCCAAAUACGUUCGCGACUGGACUUGAUGCUGCCGAGAAGCACCGAAGAAACGCCUUCAACAUCGACGCCACGGGAAUUAGAAGCAGGUGACCGAGUUCGCGUACGUGAUUUUCUCACCAGCAAUAAAUGGCAAUUCGGCAGCGUGACUUCGAAGCUUGGUACCCUACGCUACGCGGUGAAGCUCGACGAUGGAAGAAUCUGGGAGAGGCACAUCGAUCACAUCGUGAAGGUCGGUGCAGCUCUAAGAUCACCAACAAGCAACGAAACAUCAGCGAGUGAACCUCAUCGUGUUGAACGCUAUUCAUCGACAGCAACGACGACUGCGGAGCCAUCUGCCAUUGCUCCACCUUUUCCGGCACAGAAGACGGCCGGUGCUGAAUCGGUGUUUCUUGAUCCAACUGGUUCGGUGAGCGAUGGACCUCCACGACCAACAGAUCAGCCGAUGCAACCGGAGAUGUCGCAAGGUGCCGCACAUGGUGCCGAAUCAUCGAGAGCAGAAAACGUACCGCCUCUACGGCGUUCUACAAGAAUAAUAAAACCUCCCCAAAGACUUAAUCUCUAA
Molecule: messenger RNA, 3357 nt
Organism: Aedes albopictus (Asian tiger mosquito)
Lineage: Eukaryota; Metazoa; Arthropoda; Insecta; Diptera; Culicidae
Exons: 1
Coding region: 1-3357 (1118 amino acids)
Biological process (GO): DNA integration
Molecular function (GO): nucleic acid binding
Source: RefSeq, a predicted model, not a curated record